Molecule: messenger RNA, 1493 nt
Organism: Ruditapes philippinarum (Manila clam)
Lineage: Eukaryota; Metazoa; Mollusca; Bivalvia; Venerida; Veneridae
Product: glucokinase regulatory protein-like
Biological process (GO): carbohydrate derivative metabolic process; response to fructose; glucose homeostasis
Cellular component (GO): mitochondrion; cytosol; nucleoplasm
Molecular function (GO): enzyme binding; carbohydrate binding; fructose-6-phosphate binding
Source: RefSeq, a predicted model, not a curated record
AAAUCGUUACUUUACUUGAAAAGUGUGAUCAGGAGAUAUUUGAUGGCUACAAAGAUUACAAAUCGAUAUUCAGCGAAGAGAUGAUAAAGACAAUUGAUGAUGUUUCAGAACAUGUCAUCGAAAUGUUGCAGGAGGAUGGAAGUGGGUUAGUGGUGUUUAGCGGGUGUGGAACAUCCGGUCGACUAGGAUUUAUGGUGGCCAGAACGUUCAAUGAACUUCAACGUGAGCGGAAACGUCCGGAAAUAUUUCGGUACCUGAUUGCUGGUGGUGACAAAGCUUUAUUCACGUCGCAAGAGGCACCCGAAGAUGAUCCCCAUGCAGGCAUCGAGGCACUUAAAAAGAUAUCAGAAGGAAAGGACCGUGUAUUGUAUAUAGGUAUAACUUGUGGCUUAUCAGCACCUUUCGUUGCCGGGCAACUAGAAUACUGCAUGGAUAAUUCCAAAUUUGUACCUGUCCUUCUAGGUUUUAACCCAGAACAUUUAGCCAGAAAUAUCAAAAUAGAAAAUUGGGAUAAAACAUUUUUGCAAGGUAACUAUAAUCUGUCACCUGAUCCAAUAACAGGAUCGAGUCGGAUGAAAUGUGGGACAGCUACGAAACUUCUUCUUGAGACAAUCUGUUUGACUGGACUCCUGGACAUGUAUCACUCCGAGGAGAAUAUGUAUGUUAAAUACCCUGUAUUUGUUCCAUGGCUAUUAAAAUUUCCUGUUGAUACUUUCUAUGCUGCCAAUUGUUUUAGAUUCCCAUGUGCCUGUAAGAAAUCAAAAUUUGUAUAUUGUUUGUUCAUUGAAUCAUUAAUUGCAUACACUGCACCUAUAUUUUCAACACAUUUCCGAGGAGAGAUACAUAUGGUUUUCAUCUUUAGUUUUAAACUUUCUUUGAGCAGUCUUCGCUCGGGAGGAAACAUUUAUUACAUUGGAGAUGACAGUUUGGCCAUCAUGGGUCUGAUUGAUGCCUCAGAAUGUCCGCCCACGUAUGGUGCCACUUUAGAUGAUGUUCGGGGAUUUGUGGCCAAUGGUUAUAAAACGUUGCAAAAUGUGGAAGGAGAUCUGUCGCACCUGGCAAGUUACUUACAUUAUAUCAUGAGUGAAACAAUUUAGUCAUGCUAUCAAACCUCCUAAAUUUAGCUUACUUAUGUGUAAACAAUAUAUUUACUUUGACUGCUGAAAUAUUUGUUGAAAUAAUAAUGAUAAACAUUCAUAUUAUUGGAAGUGAAAUUUAAAAAAAAUAUCCUUACACGUUCUGUAUGUUUAUACACGAGCAUUUUCUAUGUCUUUUAAGGAGCAAGCUCUAUGUCCAUACAUAGACAAUGUCUAUACACAAGCGAGCUCUAUGUCUAUACAAGUGUAAGUUCUAUGUUCAUACACGAACAAGUAUUAUGUCUAUUCACGGGCAUGGUCUAUGUUUAUUCAUGAGUAAGUACUUUGCCCAUACACGAGCAAGCAUCAUUUUUAAACACAAGCAAUUUCUAUGUAUAUACACGACAAAGUUUUAUG